This is a messenger RNA of Egretta garzetta (little egret), 2118 nucleotides long. RefSeq names its product ADAM metallopeptidase domain 8 (gene ADAM8). The record is from RefSeq and is a predicted model, not a curated record. Gene Ontology annotation, molecular function: metalloendopeptidase activity; cell adhesion molecule binding. Gene Ontology annotation, biological process: positive regulation of membrane protein ectodomain proteolysis; regulation of cell-cell adhesion; inflammatory response. Lineage: Eukaryota; Metazoa; Chordata; Aves; Pelecaniformes; Ardeidae. The coding region runs from base 1 to 2118 and encodes 705 amino acids. The transcript has 18 exons.
AUGCUGGUGGGCAGCAUCAUGCCAGCCUCGGGCUCCUGCUGUUUGCACAAGAACACGCUGGCUGGCAGCUUCAGUUACCCCAAAAUUGUGGCCCAUGUGUGGAUGCCUGGUACCACUGCCAGGCUGGAGGAGAAGCUCACCCAUGUGGAGAAGUAUGAGACAGUGAUGCCACAGAAGGUGCUGGCGCCUCGAGGGAAGAGGGACCUCUCCACGCCAUCAAGCAUCCACCCGGAUCGUGUCCUCUACAGCGUCCAUGCUGAAGGCAGGGACUACCUCCUGUGGCUGGAGAAGAACAAGGAGCUGCUGGGGCAGCACUACACUGAGACGCACUACUUGGCCGAUGGCACGGAGAUCACAGAGAAGCCGGACAUUCAGGAUCACUGCUUUUACCAGGGCCACGUGCAAGGCUACACCAACUCGGCAGUGAGCAUCAGCACCUGCAGCGGGCUCAGUGGGUUUUUCCGAGUGAAUGAGACCACCUUCCUGCUGGAGCCCCUGGAGGAGGACACGGCUGGCCGGCAUGUAGUGUACAGAGCAGCUCACCUGCGGGGGAAGCGCAGCACGUGCCAAGAGUCUGGUGCCACCCUGGAAUAUGACCACGAGCCAAAAAUUCCUGCAGCCAUGAAGCUCUACCGCUGGAAAUCAGCUCCGUUACAGAAAGGUCCCCGAUAUGUGGAGCUGGUCCUGGUCGCGGACAAUGAGGAGUUCAGGAAACACAAGGACUUGCGCACAGUGCAGAACCGCAUGAAGGAAAUCGUGAACCAUGUUGACAAGCUUUAUCAGCCUCUUCGCCUGCGGGUGGCCUUGAUUGGCUUGGAGGGGUGGAGCCACAAGGACAAAAUCGUGGUCAGUCCCAACCCAGAGUUGACACUGGACAAUUUCCUCCACUGGCGGGAGGUUGAGCUGCUGCGGAGGAAGCCGCACGACAAUGCCCAGCUGAUCACGGGCAUAGACUUCCAUGGCACGACCGUGGGGCUCGCCAAGAAGCUUGCGAUGUGCACCAGGGACUCAGGCGGUGUCAACCAGGACCACAGCACGAAUCCUAUCGGUGCUGCAUCCACCAUGGCUCAUGAGAUGGGGCACAACCUGGGGAUGUCUCAUGAUGAAGAUGUUGCUGGCUGCCGCUGUCCCAUCCCCAAAGCUGAUGGAGGAUGUGUCAUGGCAGCGAGUGUUGGCUUGGUUUACCCCAAGCUCUUCAGCCGCUGCAGCGAGCAGGACAUGUGGCAGUUCCUCGGGGACCCCAGGACCAGCUGCCUGCUGAAUGUCCCCAGGGCAGAUGAGCUGUACGGGGGGCCAGUGUGUGGGAACCAGUUUGUGGAGCGGGGAGAGCAGUGCGACUGCGGCACACCAGAGGUGAAGGCUGCUGGUGUGCUCUGCCGGGCCAGCAAGAAUGACUGCGACCUGCCCGAGCACUGCACUGGCCUCAGCGCUGAGUGCCCGGAGGAUGUCUUCCAGGAGAAUGGCAUCUCCUGCCAAAACGGCAAUGGCUACUGCUACAACGGGGCCUGUCCCUCACACGGCGAGCAGUGCCGCACACUCUGGGGCACAGAGGCCCAGGUGGCUCCUGAUGUCUGCUUUAAGCACAACAGCGAGCAACACCUUCACCUCCACUGCCUCACUGAAUCUGGUGCUCAUGGCUGCUUCUCCCACAGGGAUGUGAAGUGUGGCACGCUGCUGUGCCUGAGUGACAACGCCAGCCCCGUCCUCGGCGGUGGCUCCUAUUCCCUCUUCUUUGGCCGCUUCAAGUGCAAGGCAGUCAUUGCCAGCAACGAUGCCAAUGAGGUGAUGGCCAAACUCAGGCUGGUGCCCACCGGUGCCAAGUGCGGAGAGGAGAUGGUCUGCUAUGCUGGGCGCUGCCAGAACCUCCUGGUCUACGGCAACAAGAACUGCUCGGCCAAGUGCAACAACCAUGGGGUGUGUAACCACAAACGGGAGUGUCACUGCGAGCCAGGCUGGGCAGCGCCCUUCUGCGAGCAGAAGAUUUCAGGGGUGGUGGCAGGGAGCAGCAGCAUGGUUUUGGCGGCUGUGCUGGCCGUGCUGGGGCUCUCCGGCAUCCUGCUUGGCAUUGGCAUUGUGCUCCUCAGAGGCAGGGGGACGACGCUUUUCCAGAAAGGGUAA